AUGUCCCCAACCCGUACAUUCCACCCCUACCCCUCCCUGCCCCCCGAACUCCGCGCCCUAAUCCUCCACCACGCUCACCACCUAACCCCUCCCCAAACCCUCCCCCUCCACCUCCAAAAAUCCGACCUCGACUACCUCCGUCCGCACCGCCCACCCUGCCACAACAACCCCCACAUCCUGAUUCCCCGCCUCCCUAUCCCCUCUCUCCUGCACGCCUUUCACGAGUCCCGCGCCCUUGCCCUCCAGUUCUACACGUUAGGUUUCGAUGGCGGCUACGGCCGUCGAACCCUAAAAAUGGGCCGCGACGACGACGAUAUCGAAGCCUUCACGACCUGCGUCCACGAACUCGCCGCUUCAGAGCACGGCCGUGAUUUCUACUGGCGCCCCGAGAUUGAUAUCGUAGUGCUCGACGACAAGCCGCUGGGGUUCGGUGAUGCGAGUUGGAUAUUCGGGGGUGCGACGGGGAUCAGAUUGCCGCGGUUGGGGAGGGUUAUGGUGUAUUAUGACACGUUUAUGGGAUUAGGGCUGGGGAAUGGGGUGGAGGUUGAGGGGAUGGAGGAGUUGCUUGUUGUUGUUAGGGGACGGGGGAGGGGGGUGCCGGGGGAGAUGUUGCUUGGGAGGGGGGAUGUGGGGAGGGUUUUGAGGGGGGCGGGGGUGAGGAGGGGGGAUGGGGGGGAGGUUUUGGUGGAGGGGGUUUGGGAGGAGGAUGAUCUGGAAGGGCGGAAGGUGGAGGGGUAUGAGGGGUGGGUUGAGAGGUAUGGGAGGAGGGGUGGUGGUGUUUAA
Glarea lozoyensis ATCC 20868 is the source of this 783-nucleotide messenger RNA. RefSeq lists its product as uncharacterized. The coding region runs from base 1 to 783 and encodes 260 amino acids. Lineage: Eukaryota; Fungi; Ascomycota; Leotiomycetes; Helotiales; Helotiaceae. The record is from RefSeq and is a predicted model, not a curated record. The transcript has a single exon.